CGCGUUCUAUGCCCGUUUCAACGUCGGAUUCGCGAUCCUCUUCGCGUUUCGGACAUUUUCCACCGAUCACAUUCUCAUUUCGGUGCCUCGUUCGGCGUUCUCGCCUUUUCGGGGUUCGUUUCCCUCACUUUCCUCUUCAUUUCCGUGCCUCUUCACAUUCCGGCCUUCCCGGCUAUUUCCGACCUUCUCGGGAGUUGACUUUUCAGUUGGCUCUUCGCAUUCCGGCUCGGUUUUCCCUUUUCCGGCCAUUUUCACACCACUCUCUACAUGGCGGACGACAUUCCACGUGGCGGGACUCCCCCGGACCACGAGAUGGAUCCCGGGGUCGAGCUCUUACCACUGAGCGAGCGCCCGUUCGACCCGGCGACCUACCGGCCGGCGAUCCACGUUCUGCCCCCAGACGGCCUGCGUCAGUUCCGGAGCUUUGAGAGGUACGCGGCCCCUGAGCUACUGCUGCGUGAGCCUACCUCCCACCUUUCAUUCGGCACUCCCGAGGAGGGUUCCCAUACCAUUCGCGGGUAUGGGAAUACUGGUGCACGGGAGUGGUAUGAUGAGCUCCCUGAUGCGGUCCAGCGCAUCGUGGACCGGGCGGGCUUCGGCACCUUCUGCCGAGGGCUCUCUAGGCUCUCCACAUGCUGACCUCUCCUUGCUGCUUUGGCGGAGUGGUGGUGGGACACCACCGACUCUUUCCAUUUUUCUGCUGCAGGGGACAUGACGAUGACCCCUUAUGACUUCUCGAUGGUCAUAGGCAUCGGGGUAGGGGGGAUCCGAUCCCUUUCGACACAGACAUGGAUGAGUGGACCGCCGCUCAGGUCCAUCUACUGGGGGAGGCCCCGCCCCUAGCUCGUCCAGGCUUCGUCCGGUACUCCUGGUUCGAGGCACAGUUCCGGGUCCAGCCCGUAUUGGAGGAGGUGCAGAUGACCCCAGAGGACGAGGAGAGGUACGCUCGCGGGUUCCUCAUGUUCCUAUUCGGGACUACCAUCUUCGCCGACCGGGCGAACAC
Camellia sinensis is the source of this 1003-nucleotide messenger RNA. Lineage: Eukaryota; Viridiplantae; Streptophyta; Magnoliopsida; Ericales; Theaceae. The record is from RefSeq and is a predicted model, not a curated record.